AUGCAGGUUGCAGCUGGGGCACUGAGCCCCCUCCUGCGUAAGCUCGGCGACCUCCUCAUGGCCGAAUUCACUCUCAGCAACCGCAUGAAGAAGAGCGUCAAGUCCCUCCGGACAGAGCUGGAGAUGAUGUACGUCUUCCUCCACAAGGUCGGCGACGUGCCGGUGGAGCAGCUGGACCCACAAGUCCGAAUAUGGGCGGACAAGGUCCGGGAGCUCUCCUACAACAUGGAGGACGCUGUGGAUGCGUACAUGGUCCACCUGUACGACGGCGGCCAUGGUGAACUCAGCCGCAACAGCAUGAAGAACAGAGUCAAUAAGUUCGUCAAGCAGACCAAGAAGCUGUUCAGCAAGGGCAUGGCUCUCCAUCAGAUCCAUGGCGCCGUCCGAGAUGCGCAGGAGCUCGCCAAGGAGCUUGGCGAGCUCCGUCAAAGGUACGCGCUUGAGGCCUGCGCCAAUGGUGCCCGUAAUAUCGUUGAUCCUCGCAUGAAGGCUGUGUACAAAGAUAUCACAGAGCUCGUGGGCAUCGAGGAGACACGGGAUGAGCUGAUUGAGAAGCUAUUUGAUGGAGAUGGGAUGUCAAGGCAGCAACUCAAGACGUUGUCUAUUGUUGGAUUUGGAGGAUUGGGCAAGACAACGCUUAGCAAAGCAGUGUAUGACAAGAUCAUAGUGCAGUUUGACUAUGGAGUGUUUAUUUCAGUGUCUCGGAAUCCGAUUAUAACAGAGAUUUUCAAGAAGAUGUUGUACGGACUUGAUAGGGCUACGUUUGCACACAUCAAUGAGGCUGUUAGGGACAAUCAACAACUCAUCGACGAGAUGAGAGCAUUUCUUAAUGAUAAGAGGUACUUAAUCGUGAUUGACGAUAUAUGGAGUGAAGAUGCAUGGGAAAUUAUCAAGUGUGUUUUCCCUAAGAGCAAUCUCGGUAGUCGAGUAAUAACGACAACCCGCAUAAGCAGUGUUUCUAAAGCAUGUUGCCCAUCUGGUAGUGAUAUUAUUCAUAAUAUGAAACCCCUUGAUGAUGAUGACUCCAAAAGACUCUUCAACAAAAGAAUAUUCUCCCAGGGAAGUGAUUGUCCCGAUGAAUUGGAGCAAGUAUCUACAGAAAUUUUGAGGAAAUGUGGUGGAGUGCCACUAGCCAUCAUUACUAUUGCCAGUCUUUUAGCCAGUAAUGAUCAGCAUAUAAAGCCAAAGUAUCAAUGGGACAAGAUACUCAGUUCUAUUGGCCGUGGGCUUGCAGAAGGUGGUACUUCAAAGGAUAUGCAGAGAAUACUAUCAUUUAGUUAUUACAAUCUACCUUCCCAUCUAAAGACUUGUUUUUUAUAUCUCGGUGUAUUCCCAGAAGAUCAUGACAUAAGAAGAGACCGGUUGAUAUGGAGGUGGAUAGCUGAAGGCUUUAUCCAAGCCGGAGAAGAAGAAAUUAGACUAUUUGAGCUCGGAGAGAGAUAUUUCAGUGAGUUGAUAAACAGAAACUUGAUUCAACCAAUAUAUGUUGAUGUUGAAUAUAGGUCGGAAGAAGGUUGUGAUCUUAGGGAAAGUAGUCACAUAUGUGUUGAGAAUUUAUUACAUCUGAGGUACCUAGGAUUACUCGAUACAUAUGUUGGUGUUCUCCCCAUGAAAGUUGGAAAGCUGCAUUUUUUACAAACAUUGGACUUAAGAAUACAUGGAGUUGACGAGGUGCCAUCAGGUGUUGCUCGGUUAGGACAUUUGAUGUGCCUAUAUGUUUAUACAAAUAUUGCAUUGCCAGUUGGGAUAGGGAACUUGGUGUCCUUAGAACAGCUGAAUACAGUGUGUGUGGGCGGUACUGAUGCCAUUGAGAAGGAGCUUGGGAAGCUGAUGGAGCUAAGGGUGCUGGGACUUUUCUGGAAGUGA
This is a messenger RNA of Triticum dicoccoides, 1866 nucleotides long. RefSeq names its product disease resistance protein RGA5-like. Gene Ontology annotation, molecular function: ADP binding. The transcript has 3 exons. NCBI's taxonomy places the organism in Eukaryota, Viridiplantae, Streptophyta, Magnoliopsida, Poales, Poaceae. Gene Ontology annotation, biological process: defense response to other organism. Bases 1 to 1866 code for a protein of 621 amino acids. The record is from RefSeq and is a predicted model, not a curated record.